Purpureocillium lilacinum is the source of this 3489-nucleotide messenger RNA. The record is from RefSeq and is a predicted model, not a curated record. NCBI's taxonomy places the organism in Eukaryota, Fungi, Ascomycota, Sordariomycetes, Hypocreales, Ophiocordycipitaceae.
AUGACAUACGUCCGGCGACGCCCCGGCCUAACGGCUGACCAACGACGUCCCGCGACAACUCGUGACAUUCUCUGGCUCACCAUCAACAAUACGACGAUAGUCAACUGCUACCGACAGCCUGACUUCGACGCGGCUCUUAACAUACUCCUAGCCUGGAGCCCGCCCAGCAGGUGCUUGGUCGCGGGAGACUUCAAUGCGAAACACUACAGCUGGCAGACCGGUCGUCUCGACGGCCGAGGAGACGACAUCGCUCACUGGGCAGCAGAGAAUCGUCUCAGCCUGCUCAAUCCGACCGAUGUGCCCACAAACCCGCAUGGGAAUACCAUAGACCUUGCCUUCUCGAACGUACCGCUGUCCGAGGCAGUCGUGGAGGACCAUCUGGCUACAAGCUCCGACCAUUUCACGCUUAGCAUAGCUCUUCCUGAGGUGGGCGUAGCGCCAAUACCACCUGGAAAAGUCCGCGUCACGACGGAAGACGAGAUCAAGCGGUUCGUAGAUCUCGUCCAGUAUGGGUCAGUGGACAUUCCAGCUCCGAUGACAACUACCGACGACCUUGAUGCUCUUGCAUCCGCCCUGGUGCGCCUCCUCCAAGCGGCGGCGAAGGUCGCCGGUCGCCCCGUCCGAAAGCAAGGCCGCAGCGCCCCAUGGUGGACCGAGGAAUGCCGCCUCGCCGCAGCGGAAUACCGCGCGAUCAGAAGAGUCUAUCCCCUUGGAUUUUGCCGCGAAGUUCAGCUCGCCAAGAAGGACUUCCAGAAGGUUGUCCGCCGAGCUAAACGGCUAUACUGGCGCAAACUCAUCGACGGCUUCAACGACAGUGCGUCUGUGUUCAAAGCCGUCCGAUGGUUGAAGUCGCCAGGUGCCUUCCAACCACCCCCCCUCGAGGUGGAUGGCGAGGUACACGAAACGCAGCUCGACAAAGCCAAUGCCCUCCGACGAGCCACGUUGGAAAGGCGAACCUCAGAAGACGACAUAGCCGACCCGUGGGUCCCAGUCGCCGCGACUGGAGCGAUACCAUUCUCCCAGGAUGUAUCACUGGCCGAGGUGCAGGAUGCGACCAUCCGCACGGGGAACACAUCUCCCGGCUCCGACAACAUCACUGUUAAGAUGCUCAAAGCGGCCUGGCAUAUCAUCGGCGAACAUGUCCGUCGUCUAUACGAGGGAUGUCUCCGACUCGGUCACCACCCGCAACCAUUCAGGGAGGCAGAGGUGGUCAUGAUAGCGAAGCCGGGUCGUCGGAAUCUGUCGACACCGCGCGCCUGGCGACCAAUCUCGCUGCUCUCCUGCCUAGGCAAGGGUCUUGAGAGGCUCAUCGCACGUCGCCUAGCGUGGGCGUCCAUCCACUAUGGUGUGCUCCAUCCGCAACAAGCUGGGGCCCUGCCGAAGAGGUCCGCUGUCGACCUCGUGGCUGCUCUCGUGCACGACAUCGAAGAAGCGUUCGCUCGCGGACUGGUCGCCACACUGGUGACAAUGGACAUUCAGGGGGCUUUUGAUACCGUCCUCCGCAACCGACUGAUCCUCCGCCUCCGCCAGCAGGGAUGGCCUGAGCAUCUCGCACGGUGGGCUGGCUCGUUUAUGUCAGACCGCUCAGCGUGCGUGCGAUAUCAGGACAUUACCACACCUAGUUCCCCGCUCCACUGCGGGCUGCCGCAGGGUUCGCCCGUCUCGCCCAUCCUCUUCUUGCUCUAUACAGAGCCGAUCUAUCGCCUGGGCAAUCCGAAGGGUCGAUUCGGCUAUGCCGACGAUACCGGUAUCUUAUGCGUAGGAAACUCGCUGGAGAUGACGGCCGACAGGGCGUCGCGGUAUGUCAGCGAGCUCGUAACAUGGGGCGCCGCCAACGGAAUAAGCUUCGACCCUGCAAAAACCGAGGUCAUGCACUUCGGCCGAACCAAACCCAAGGUGUCGCCGCCUAUCUUCCACGAAGGCGAGAGACGCCCGGAAAAAGCGAUGCGCUGGCUAGGUAUCUGGCUUGACAGCACCCUGACGUUCAGGACCCACGUCGAGAAGUGGACAGCCAGUGCGCAAGCCGUGGCACACCAUUUGCGAGGGCUCGCCAAUACCAAACAUGGCCCACUUCCGAGCGCUAUGCAAAGAGCCGUCCGAGCCUGUGUUGAGCCAGUGCUGCUCCACGGCGUCGAGGCCUGGCACCCUGGAUUGAGCAGCCCUCGCUGGAGCCAGCCCACGAAAGAGGGCUCCUCUAGAAUCCAGCAGGUGCUGCGGAAGAUGAACAAGUCGCUUCACAACUCUAUGCGUGCCGUCCUGCCAGUCUGGAGGACGACGCCUAUCGCCGCACUGCAUCGUGAGAGUGGCAUCCCGCCGAUCGCCCAGUUGCUCGAAACUCGCCGGAUGCGCUUCGCGGCCCCCCUUAAGCGUGUGGAUGAGGCACACCCGCUGGCAAAACGCACAAUGCAGCCGAAGCCGCCGACCAUCCAUAGGUCAAUCAAGCUGAAGUACCAGAUGCCUCGCGAGGCUUUCCGGACUAGACUCAGACGCAGCGAUCAACUGCUACCUCGCAGCACACGACCGCUGCUCCUCCCCCGACGUUUCGACGAGCGCGCGACGCCCCUACAGACCGCGUCGAAAGACGAGUCUGCAGAAAACUUCCUGGAAUGGCUCCGGUCUAUCCCACGUGAGACGCUCAUCGUCUACUCAGACGGAUCCCUCUCGACGGAGAAGGCCGCUGGGUACGGUUAUGUGAUUCAUCGCAAUGGGCUCACCUUGACGACUGGCAACGGUCGCCUUGGCCCAGCUGAGGUCUUCGACGCCGAAGCCAAGGGCGCCCUUGAGGGGUUGCGUGCUGCACUGAACCUCCCUAACCCACGACGCAUCUUUGUGUGCCUCGAUAAUCUCGGGGUCGCAACCUGCCUGAGAGGCAUGCCCGCGGACUCUUCUCAGGAAGUGUUCCUCGAGUUUCAGGCUCUGGCCACGACGCAUGGCGUCGCUGAGGUCCGCUGGAUCCCUGGCCACACCAACAUUGCAGGCAACGAGCAGGCGGACGCCUUGGCGAAGGCGGACGCCUUGGCGAAGGCGGCCACCUCCUUGCCCGAAUCCGCAGACGCUCUCCCGACACUCGCUCAUUUGCGUAGGACUGCCCGGCAGCAGUCCAGAGACGCUUUUGAAGCCUGGUGGGACGCCUCUGCACCCGACCAGUACAAGCCACUGCAUCUCAAGCCUGCCACCGGCUGCCCACCAGAGCUAGAGCUCCCACGACCACUGCUCCACCACCUGCUCGCGGCACGGUCUCGUCACGGAGACUUUGCCGACUACCACGAGAAAUUCAACCACGACGACGCGCGGCUGUCAUGCUCAUGUGGCCGACGAAAAGAGCCCAGUCAUCUCUUCUAUUGCCGAAAGAUCCUGCCACGACAUCGGAUGAGGCUGGCACCCUCACCGACUGUGGCAGUCAAUCGUGCAAUAGGCAGAGACUUCGACAAGUUCGUCCAGCUGGCGAAGGCAAGCUCGUUCUUCGAAUGGGCGUGUCCUCGCCACUAG